CCCCACAAACUAUUAUCAUCAUAACACAACACAAUACUCACAUAAGAAAAACAAAAUCUCUCUUAUAAAUUCUUGUUCUUCUUCAAACAUCAAACAUAAGCAAUGGCAAUGAAGAUGAUGGUCGUUUUCAUGGUCGUUGCAGUGGCUUUCUCAGCUGUAGGACAAGCAGCUGCCGCCACCGUAGAAGCUCCCGCUCCAAGUCCAACUUCUGAUGCUGCCAUGUUCGUACCAGCAUUGUUUGCAUCCGUUGUUGCUUUGGCAUCUGGUCUUCUCUUUUGAGCCAAAAACACACAUUUAUCAUUCUUUUUUUGGCUCAUUAUUUUUAUUGUUUUUGUUAAUGAGUUUGCGUGUGAUUUGAUUAUAUUGUUAUAGAGUGUUGUAUUAUUCUUAAUGUAACCAUCUGUUUCUAUCUGCUUGUAUGUAUCAAAAUUCUUCACUGUUUUAUGGACUCGUUUAUCUUA
Molecule: messenger RNA, 461 nt
Organism: Brassica oleracea var. oleracea
Lineage: Eukaryota; Viridiplantae; Streptophyta; Magnoliopsida; Brassicales; Brassicaceae
Product: arabinogalactan peptide 21-like
Exons: 1
Coding region: 103-279 (58 amino acids)
Source: RefSeq, a predicted model, not a curated record